Molecule: messenger RNA, 5515 nt
Organism: Biomphalaria glabrata
Lineage: Eukaryota; Metazoa; Mollusca; Gastropoda; Planorbidae
Product: orexin receptor type 2-like
Exons: 4
Coding region: 250-1719 (489 amino acids)
Biological process (GO): neuropeptide signaling pathway
Cellular component (GO): membrane
Molecular function (GO): neuropeptide receptor activity
Source: RefSeq, a predicted model, not a curated record
CUUUGUUGACUGAAAGUGUUUAAUAGGUUUUAUUGUUUCUGUAUCUUUCGGACAAGUUUUAACUAAUUCUAUAUUAUAUUUAUGUAAAGCUUGUCUUAGAAUCCGAAGAUUAAUGAGGAGUGCAGUAUUUUACAUAAGUUUGCAGCUCCAGCUUCGACCUACAUAAUUUGCCACGUUCAGCGCAGACAUAACCAUCGUGCGUCGGUGGGUGAAUUAGAUCAUCUUUUCGACGACUUCGUCUGUCCUCAGAUGUGGAUUGUUUUGGUCUCAAAUGUGUAUACCGCGGCCUAUUUACAUGUGAUGAUGUCAACUACAAGUUUACUAAGCGACUCAAACAAUUACAGCAGAGAAGAAAUACGAGAGUACCUGGCUACGUUACAGAGUGAAUCCACUCUGGCCUUUAUACCAACCUUAAUAUAUAUGUCAGUGUCCAUUGUUGUUGGCUGUGUCGGAAACUGCCUGGUUAUUGUUGUCUACUCUACGAAACUGAUCAGAACUCCGCUAAGAAUCUUUAUCGUGAGCAUGGCUAUAUUUGACCUACUCACUAACUUGUUUGUUAUGCCAGCCAAAACCCACGAACUGUUUAACAUGUGGGACUCGGACAUGCCAACUUUGUGUAGACUACAAAAAUAUUUAAACUCUUCAUUCGUCAUAACUUCAGGCCUUAUCUUAGUCGCCAUAGCAACCACAAGGUAUAAGAUGGUAUGUCACCCUUUCGGUAAACAAGUUACCAUAAAACAAGCGAAAAUCAUCAGUGUUAUACUGGCACUAAGCGCAUUCCUAAUCUCCAUACCCUAUGGAAUCAUACACGGAACUCAAACCAAAGAAACACCCAACAAAAACAUAAAUGGAAGUUAUUGUCAAGUAGAUGACAGCUAUGUUAAAACAAUAUGGCCAAGUCUGAAUUCUGGGUUGUUUAUUUUGGUGUUUCUAGUGUGCAGUGCUGUAAUCGUAGUGUUUUACACAUGCAUUGGAAGAACAACUUGGAAGCAACAGAAUGUUUUUAGAAAAGGGGAGAUAAGAUCAUCUGGCCAACAAACAGAAAUCUCAACUUCCUUCACAGCUGUAUGUGACGAAACACACAGAUCUAGUAUCUCCGACAAGGAAGGCCCUUUAGCAACUUCUGAGACAGAACUGGUAAUAGAAACUAUUGAUGUUAAAGCUGAAAAAACUUCUGCUAGCAAUCAUGAGGACAAAGUAACAAACACAAACAAGGUUUUAGAACGAGGUCUGGGUUUAUGUGAUACUAAUGAUAGAAAUUUAGAAUCCGCCUUCAGCAUGAUGCCAGAUACUCAAAAUAAUAAACAACAGAACAGAUCUAAAGUAAAGAGUAUUGCAUUUUCGAAUGACAAUGAACAAAAAACAGACAUGACACUGCAUCAAAACGAAGCACCUCACCAAGAGUCCCUUAAUCAAGAUAAAACUAUUCAACAGAAACCAUCCACUAAACAACGGCGUGUUUUUGGAAGGACUUCUUUGAUGAUGUUUAUCGUAACCUUGGUAUUUGUCCUUGGAUUUCUUCCUUUUCUGGGCCUCAAUGUUUUUCUUGCAAUCUCCCCUAAAAAAGUCGCUGCACUAAAAGGCGCCUCACUGGCUUUCUAUCAACUUUUUCUGAGUUCUUAUUUGUUGAACAGUUUCGCCAAUCCCAUAGUCUACAGUUUGUUGGAUAUGAGAUUCAGAAAAGAAUGUUUCAAGUUGUUUAAAUGUUUAGCAAAAUGAUCAUGUUGUGUGGAACAUGAUUUGACUUUAUAAUGUGUGACUUCAUGAAAUGUUUCUUUAAAUAAUUGCAUUUCGUGACAAUGUACUAAACUAACUAAACAAUUAUCCUCAGAGAAAAUUGUAGUUAGAACCAUGCUUGUUAUAUAACCUUUUAGCUUUGCCCUUGAAAUAAUUCUGAGGGUUACUUCAUCCUGUGCACUGCCAGAGGAGCAUAAGGCCCCAACCACACCUCUCCACUGAACUCGGUUCUGAGCAGCUUUCUUUAUCUGCUCCCAUGUCAUUCCAAUACCCUCAGCUAAACUGAUGACUGACCUUUUCCAGGUUUGCUUGGGUCUGCCCACUUUCCUCUUUCCUUGCGGAUUCCAAUCAAGUGCUUGCCUUACAACAUUGGUAGCUGGUUUUCGCAGGGUGUGUCUUAUGUAGCUCUACUUACGCUUUUGGUUGUCUUUGGCUAUGGGCUUUUGUCUAGGGUUAGCAACAUUUUUAUGUAAAUGACAUUCUGGUCAUGAAUUUAGAACAAUAAAAAAACAUUCAAAAUACUUUUUUUGUAAAUACCUCCUUUAAGCAACUUAUAGAGCGAUGGUUUUUCUCUUCAAAAUUAACGAAUGUUAUAUUAAAAAAAGAAAGAAUCCUGGUAAAUCCGAGAAAGGAGCCUGGUAAAGUGAAUGUAUAGAUCUAUCACAUCUUGUAAUAGUCCAAUGAUAAGCAUUUAGAUCUAGACUUAGACGAUGCACACAAUUUUCAUGAACAUUAAUUUAUUAAACUUUUCAGUCAUAUAUAAGAUAUAAGAAAAGCGUGCAUUCGGAAAUUCCCGUUUCAAAAACGCGAUAGUCCUUUCAAAUUUAAAACCGAUGUUGGAUAUAGGCCUAGAUCUAGAUCUCUAGCCAAAUAUAAAUUUAUUUCAUUUUUUUUUUAUUGAAAAAUGAUAACAGUUAAGCUCGUGUCUUUGAAGUGUGUGACCAACGAGCUGGUAACUCUUUUCUCAGUGAUAUACAGCAACUAUUAAAUUUCUAGGAAAAUCGCCAGAGACGUUUUUUUGAAUCAACGUCCAGGUUCCUCCAUGAAGUUCUGACUUGAGGUAUUGUAAAAAUGAUACAAGUCUUUAAAAUACAAAUGUUAAAAAAUUCCUCAUCUAAGUUUUAUUUUCAUUGCUACUACGUCGUUAACCUUGGCUGCUGCAGAUAAUGUUCACAACUAGAUGGACAAUAUUGCAUAUCACGGUGGGGCGUGGUGGCGAGGGGUUAAGUUCUUGGCUUCCGAACCUGGGGUCGUGGGUUCGAAUCUCGGUGAAGACUGGGAUUUUGAAUUUUGGGAUAUUCAAGGAGCCCCUGAGUCCAUCCAACUCUAAUGGGUACCUGAUUUUAUUUGGGGAAAGUAAAGGCGGUUGAUCGUUGUUCUGGCCACAUGACACCCUGCUGGUUAACCGUUGACCAAAGAAGCAUGAUCUUAACAUCAUCUGCCCUAUAGAUCGCAGGGUCUGAAAGGGGAACUUUACUAUAACACAUUGAUGAACGAAUAGGACAUGAACGAUGUAAGAUGAGAAUACUAGAGAAGAUGGCUGAUAUAAAAUCAAUGUUUUCUUUACAGAUGAGUGGUGGUAGUUCAACUCCGUUGUAUCACUAUGAUCAUUCAAUCUAAACUUUCAGUCUUUACACUAGACUUUAAAUAGGAUACUUUCGAUACCAACGCCAAGCGUAUGCUGUUCCUUUUAUGUGUUCAACCCUUAACGUCAUAAUUCUGUCACCGUCUCUCUGCUGAAGUGUGCAUCUCUAUAUAUUAACCUCAGAAAUAAGUCCCAUAUCUCUAAACCUUGAAAGCAAAUCAUUGUUAGACUCCGCGAUACUAAAUGUAAUGACUUCCAAAGAUUUCUUUUGUUUACGAUUCCUCUUAUCAGGCUGCAAAUUAUUUCAUAGGGAAAAGAAAAACAAAAGCUAAAAAAAAAUCUGGGUAGACAAAUUAGAGAAAAUUUUAUUUUUGAAAAGUUCUUUAUUUUCAUCUGUCUAAAACAACGAAAUACUUCGAGUCAACCUAUAGUCAUCACAUAUUUUCAUCUCUCUAAAACAACUAACUUAGAGUCAACCUAUAGUCAACACAUAUUUUCAUCUCUCUAAAACAACUAACUUAGAGUCAACCUAUAGUCAACACAUAUUUUCAUCUCUCUAAAACAACUAACUUAAAGUCAACCUAUAGUCAUCACAUAUUUUCAUCUCUCUAAAACAACUAACUUAGAGUCAACCUAUAGUCAACACAUAUUUUCAUCUCUCUAAAACAACUAACUUAAAGUCAACCUAUAGUCAACACAUAUUUUCAUCUGUCUAAAACAACUAACUUGAAGUCAACCUAUAGCCAACACAUAUUUUCAUCUCUCUAAAACAACUAACUUAGAGUCAACCUAUAGUCAACACAUAUUUUCAUCUCUCUAAAACAACGAAAUACUUCGAGUCAACCUUCUAUCAACACAUAUUUUCAUCUCUCUAAAACAACUAACUUAAAGUCAACCUAUAGUCAUCACAUAUUUUCAUCUCUCUAAAACAACUAACUUAGAGUCAACCUAUAGUCAACACAUAUUUUCAUCUCUCUAAAACAACUAACUUAGAGUCAACCUAUAGUCAUCACAUAUUUUCAUCUCUCUAAAACAACUAACUUAGAGUCAACCUAUAGUCAACACAUAUUUUCAUCUCUCUAAAACAACGAAAUACUUCGAGUCAACCUUCUAUCAACACAUAUUUUCAUCUCUCUAAAACAACUAACUUAGAGUCAACCUAUAGUCAACACAUAUUUUCAUCUCUCUAAAACAACUAACUUAGAGUCAACCUAUAGUCAACACAUAUUUUCAUCUCUCUAAAACAACUAACUUAGAGUCAACCUAUAGUCAACACAUAUUUUCAUCUCUCUAAAACAACUAACUUAGAGUCAACCUAUAGUCAACACAUAUUUUCAUCUCUCUAAAACAACUAACUUAGAGUCAACCUAUAGUCAACACAUAUUUUCAUCUCUCUAAAACAACGAAAUACUUCGAGUCAACCUUCUAUCAACACAUAUUUUCAUCUCUCUAAAACAACUAACUUAGAGUCAACCUAUAGUCAACACAUAUUUUCAUCUCUCUAAAACAACUAACUUAGAGUCAACCUAUAGUCAACACAUAUUUUCAUCUCUCUAAAACAACGAAAUACUUCGAGUCAACCUUCUAUCAACACAUAUUUUCAUCUCUCUAAAACAACUAACUUAGAGUCAACCUAUAGUCAACACAUAUUUUCAUCUCUCUAAAACAACGAAAUACUUCGAGUCAACCUUCUAUCAACACAUAUUUUCAUCUCUCUAAAACAACUAACUUAAAGUCAACCUAUAGUCAUCACAUAUUUUCAUCUCUCUACAACAACUAACUUAGAGUCAACCUAUAGUCAACACAUAUUUUCAUCUCUCUAAAACAACUAACUUAGAGUCAACCUAUAGUCAUCACAUAUUUUCAUCUCUCUAAAACAACUAACUUAGAGUCAACCUAUAGCCAACACAUAUUUUCAUCUCUCUAAAACAACUAACUUAAAGUCAACCUAUAGCUAACACAUAUUUUCAUCUCUCUAAAACAACUAACUUAGAGUCAACCUAUAGCCAACACAUAUUUUCAUCUCUCUAAAACAACUAACUUAAAGUCAACCUAUAGUCAACACAUAUUUUCAUCUCUCUAAAACAACUAACUUAAAGUCAACCUAUAGCCAACACAUAUUUUCAUCUCUCUAAAACAACUAACUUAAAGUCAACCUAUAGCCAACACAUAUUUUCAUCUCUCUAAAACAAC